AUGAAAGAGCUCACAAAGAUUGUUGAUUGGGUUGAAGAAACAGGCCGAAGUGUGCUACCUGUUUUCUAUGAUAUCACUCCUUCAGAGGUUCGAAAACAGAGUGGAAAGUUCGAAAAAGCUUUUGUUGAACACGAAGAAAGGUUAAAAGAUGAAUUGGAAAUGGUACAAAGAUGGAGAGAUGCUUUGAAAGCAAUUAAUUACCAAUCGUUGUGGGUGGGAU
This is a messenger RNA of Sphenostylis stenocarpa, 220 nucleotides long. NCBI's taxonomy places the organism in Eukaryota, Viridiplantae, Streptophyta, Magnoliopsida, Fabales, Fabaceae. The record is from the annotation of a GenBank genome assembly.